Molecule: messenger RNA, 1274 nt
Organism: Prorocentrum cordatum
Lineage: Eukaryota; Dinophyceae; Prorocentrales; Prorocentraceae
Source: the annotation of a GenBank genome assembly
AUGAGGUGCGGCCUCUUCCAUCCGAUAGAUCUGGCCCUCCUGAAGAACGGUCCCAUGGACAUCGCCCUCCUGUUGCUCCGUGUGCUGAUUGGCCUCCUCUUCGUGAUAGAUCUGCCCUCCCCGAAGCGCGGCCUUCUGGACCUCUGCAACCUGCUGCCUAUGCUGCUGGGCGUGUCUGACUUCGAGGGCCCGACAUACUUGCAGACGCUCUACGGCAUGGAGAUGCAUGACGACGAGCGCGCCCCUGACGACGAGGCGGACGUUCUCCUUGAAGAGCCUGCUGACGAGCCGGCUGUGGUACCCUCCGGCACUGACCUCGCUGACCCGCUCUUCUUGGAGAUGAUGCCCUUACUGGAGGCGCACCCCUCCAAUGGAAGCGUCGAGACUCAGACGAAUAUGACCUACAACGGUGGCAACCUGUCCGCGGUCUUCCCCGACUACAUCCCCAGCGAGAACUACGACGACGGCGCCGUCCUCGGCGACCAUUCCCUCGUCGACCUGGACGCCGACGCCGUGCCUGCGAGGGGGGCCGUCAUCGACCACCACGGCGCGAACCCUCCGCUCUCCAAGUACCACCGCGAGAUUGCUCCUGUACAUCAUGAAGAGAUCUCCGAACAGAAGAUCGAGUAUGCGAUGCGUACCCUGGACAUCUGGUGCCCCGUGAUCCCUGUGGACAAGAAGGAACUCUUGGGUGAUUGGCCUGUCUCCCUCGAGCUCUUCGCGGGCGAGGACGCGAUGCUGCGCGACAUAGAGGACGAGGACGACCCUGCGCUCGGCAGCCAGGCACUCGCUGACGCCCCGCUCCAGUCGGGUGUUCUACCUCUUCCUGCUGAAGGUCUCGCUGGUACCUCCGCGGCUGGCGAGGGUGCCUUCCCAGACCACGCGCCCUUCGACUCCGUGGCGCAGGUGGCGUUUGGAGACGGGAUCAUGAUGAACUGCGACGGCGUCGCCAUCUCGGACCUCGCGUCCGUCGGGGACGCCCUUCCCGACCUCACUCCGAGCUACCCCGAGCAGCUCGACAACGCUGCCGACAGCUUCGUCGGGUUUUUCGCGGACGCCAGCGGAUCCCUGGACUUCUACAACGCGAGCCUGAGAGGCUCGGCGCAGACGAUGCUCGGCGGCGGGCACGUGAACAAGGACAUGCAGCAGUUCAUGGAGUGGGACGGGAAGGUCUGCCGCUUCUACGCCGUGAUCGACGACCUCAGCACCUCCACUUUCGAGCGACGCCCUUUCGUCAUCCUCUAUUUCCUCGCGGACGACACCUUCCAGAUUCG